Messenger RNA from Coniosporium apollinis CBS 100218, 711 nucleotides. RefSeq lists its product as uncharacterized. The transcript is spliced from 3 exons. Lineage: Eukaryota; Fungi; Ascomycota; Dothideomycetes. Gene Ontology annotation, molecular function: lysozyme activity. The record is from RefSeq and is a predicted model, not a curated record. Gene Ontology annotation, biological process: cell wall macromolecule catabolic process; peptidoglycan catabolic process. Bases 1 to 711 code for a protein of 236 amino acids.
AUGUACACCACCUCCGUUUUCCUGGCUCUCGCCCUGUCUGCCACCUCUUUUGUUUCCGCUGCUCCUGUCGGAGAAUCCGGCGUCUUCGAGCGAGCCGACUCCUGCACUUUCAACUCCGGGCAGCUCGGCACGUGUAUCUCCACCGCCGAAUGCAACGCACAAGGGGGCACUUCUGAGGCCGGUCACUGCCCUGGCGCCGCCAACAUCCAAUGCUGCACAUGCUCAAGCCCGACCGUGAACGAUGGCACGAUCAUCAUGCUCAAGGAGUUGGAGGGUUUCAGUGCGACACCCUACCUCGAUGUCAACAAGGCCGCCAUCGGUUACGGCCACCAGUGUAAUGAGCCGGAAUGCGCGGGGCUUUCCCCGCCCAUUACCGAAGUGGAGGCGACCGAGCUGAUGCUGCAGGACCUUAGGACGUACCGUGAUUGCCUCACUGCAAAACUCGGCAGCGUCACACUGAACGAGAACCAGUACGGAGCGCUGGCAUCGUGGACGUUCAACGUCGGCUGCGGUAACAUGCGGGGCAGUACGCUGGUGAUACGGCUGCUGGCGGGAGAGGAUCCCAACACGGUUGCAGCAGAUGAGCUGCCAAAGUGGAGGCUCGUGAACGGCCAAGUGUCACAGGCAUUGGUGCGCAGACGCGAGAAAGAAAUAGCCUUGUUCAAGACGGAGAGCGGUGUACAAGUUUUGCCGGUGCAGUGUCCAGCUUGA